AACAUCACCAUUGUAAACAUAAAUCCCAGGUCUGCAUCAAUAUGAUUUGAAGCUGUUGUUUAAGAAGACAAACAAACAGUAACAUAAUGUUGCUUUAACAAAUGAAAUGACUGCAUGUGGGGUUGUUUUACAGAAUUGGAAACUAUUACCAGACACCACAGCGUUUGGUUGGUUUAAAUUUUUAGUGUUUGGGUUUGAGUCUCCUUUUUUCUCAAGUUUUCCCACCAUAACAGUUUCAUUAUGAAGCGACUGAGUGGGGGCUUUUAUUAUGAAGGGACGGCGGCUCGGCCCCCGGUGCUCGGUGUGUGUGCUGUGCGGCGGUGUUGACGCAGCUUGGGGCCGGUGAGUGUGAAGCGCUGACAGGACACUGGUGGAGAGCAGCCGUCGGCGCACAGAGCUCAGUGAAGUGUGUCUGCAGCAGCAGCAGAGGCGAGCACAACACUGGAUUACCACCACACAGAGGCCUCUCCAGAAGAGGGCAGCGUGAGACCAAGUGCAACUCCCAUCAGAUCAGGUCCUCGGGCAGUCUGCGCUGUCAGGAUCACGCCUCUGACAACCAUGAAAGGCUCUCCUGACCUGAUUCCUGCUGCAGAUCUGGACCCCAGCAGAGUGUGCAAAGGCAAAGGAGUGGUGACUCUAAGGGCCACCCUCGUCCACAUAGAUGAUGAGGGCUGCAUCAGCGAAGAGCCAAAUGUCAUCACAACGCCAAGUGGCUGGACAAGCCAGAUUAAUGGAGACAGCUCUAAAGCAGGAUUGGCCGAGGGAGGCAGCAACAUCACAGCUGAUUUACCUCCUGUAAACAACACUCAGUGCCAGGCAUAUACACCAGAAAGUAUCAGCGAAAAUCAGCCUCCGUCCUCCACUGACGGUCAGGACAGUAUCACAUCAACGUCCAGCUCUGUUUAUCCCUGCACUAGCACAGUUAACCCCACCAUAGUCCUGCUGCAGCACAACAGAGAGCAGCAAAAGCAUCUUUCUCAUUUUGAAGAUCCAACCCCGGAAAGGGACAAAAACCCUGAACCUGGGAGAGACUCAGUCAGUCCGGUCCCUGAUAUGGACUGGAAGAGGCUGCGACUGUCACUGAACUCCCCCGUCCUCAGUCCUCUCAACCAGCCCAUUGUGCCUGUACGGAACACUGAAAAGUCCAAAGACUGGUACAAGACAAUGUUUAAGCAGAUACACAGAAUACCAGAGCCUAUUGAGGAAAACCCUUACCGCCCCACCUACAUUUUCCCUGAGAACUAUGACAUUCAGAUGAAAUCCAAAGAUGAUGGUCCCAGCCCCUUUGGUUACUUGAAAGAUGUGAAAACAGUCCCACGCUCAAAAAGUGACGCCGAGGUUGAUUCUAGAGGCCGGUCGAUGCCUGUGCCAACACGCUCCUCUUCCCUCAAACCGUCUGCCAAAAGGAACGAGUGGGAGCCCCCGGAUAAAAAGGUAGACACCAGGAAGUACCGCGCCGAGCCCAAGAGCAUCUUUGAGUACGAGCCGGGGAAAUCGUCAGUGCUGAAGCUGGAGCGAACGACUCAGGAUGUAAGUCCCGAAGAUGUAGAUUUAGAGAAUGAGCCUUGGUAUAAAUUCUUUUCAGAGAUGGAGUUUGACAAAGCGAGUGCCCCCUCUUUCAGCCCCCUGGAAACAGCCUCCGACCUGCAGCAGUACUCCUCGAGCAAGUCUGGACACAGCGAGGUGGAGAAGGACAGUGGAUCAUCCACGGGCGAGCCUGUGGCUCCAGACUGCGACCGCCAUGUUUACAAGAGUGUCCUGGAGGGCGGCGACAUACCCUUACAAGGUCUCCGGGCCCUAAACAAGCGCCACGGCAGCUCCUCCUCCUCUAAAGUGGAUUAUAAAGGUGGGAAUAGCUAUAUAAUUUCACCUUGCUCCUCUGUAAAUAGUCGAUCGGUUCUUGCCAGUAAUGCAAUAGGUAACCAGUGUAAGAGUAUGAAGCCUCUAUCUGCUGCCAAAGCCUGCAUACCCCAAAUCCUGCCUUCUAAGUUCAAGCCCAAGCUGCUGCCGCCUAGUGGUGACAGUCAGGAAAGCAGGACUAAAGCUGUCAGGCACCCAAAGGCCCACAGCUGUGAGGAUCUGUACACGGGGCCGUGUGACUCAGACUUUGCUGGAGCUGAGGAAAGGGAGAGUGGGCAACAUGCAGACUGUAAGUCCAGCUGUGGCUCUGAGUGCAUCGAUGGCCUCAGGAAUGUUUCCCCUGCAAUUAGGAGGAGUGCAUCAGAGUUUUCCAGCCUGUACAGGACCAUGCAUCACAUCCAACGGCCCAGCUCAGCCGGCUGCAGCCCCCACGGUAGCGUCCGCAGCCUGGCUUCUCUUUUUGAGAAGGCAAAGGCCGACAGGGGUGAAAGGUCAGAGGGAGAGGACGGGGGUAACAUUCCACGAGAUGCAGUGUCGUCACGGGUCAGCGAGUUUGAAAUGAUCAUCCAGCGGUCCAGCCCGGCGCCCAGCCGCUCCUCCUCCCUGCCUACCCUGCACUCCAGCCACAGCCACAGCCCCAACCACAGCCCCGCCCACCUCUACAUGGCUUCUGCAGUGUCAGCGGAGUCCCUUUUGGUAGCCGACACCACCCAGACGGAUGCCUGCUCCCCGGUGGAGGCAGAGGGAAAGAGCUGUGGGGAGGAGGCCAGUGUGACAGUAGAGGAUUCUGCUUCCUCGGAGGAGGAUGGACAAACUGUCGGGACUGAGUCCCCCUUUAACACUGAGGCCGAGAUCGAGCAGAUCUUCAGUAGAAGGUCCCCAGAACUGAUCCACCACAAUGUCAAUGAAUCAAAGAGUCCCUCCGCACAGUUGACAGCAUCCCCUCCACAACACAACCAUGUCCACCACCACCACCAACACCUCCUGCACCACCUGAACCAUCAACUCCUCCACAAACCCAGCAAAUGCAAAGGUUCCUGCCCAGCCUCCUACACCCGCUUCACCACCAUCCUCAGGCAUGAGAGGCAGCAGGCAUCAACCCAGCAGGAGAAGGCACCAUCUCUGGAGAAGAAGACCACACUCCCUGGGAACCUCUUUCUCAUGGGCCCCGCUCCCUUCAGGUUACGAAAAAACCUGCAGUCCCACCAAACUCGGAGAACCCUGUUAGCCACCAAGGUGACAACGGGCACCCAGAGGCCCUCCACUCUGUCUCCUGAGCUCAGACCUUCGAUCCCUCAGCGCCUGUCCUCCCUGGAGGUCCUGGAGAGGCUGAGUAACGGCGAGGGAACUGACCACCUGAGUAACGUGCAGGGCUUGGACGCCAACGGGAACCUACUGCAGCCGCUGGCAGCUCACCGCAGAGACUCGUCCCCAGCACAUGGGGAGAGCCCAGACGAGGUGUUAAGGAGACGUCAUGGGGACAAAGAGAAAAUCUUGGAGGAGCAGCGGCGGCUGAAGCGGGAACAGGAAGAGGCUGACACGGCGUCGAGGCGACACACAGGCAUUGUCCCAACGCACCACCAGUUCAUCACCAACGAGCGUUUCGGUGACCUGCUCAACAUCACAGAUAACACAGAGAAGAGGAAAUCAGGCAUAGAGAGAACUCCAGCUAUGGCUCGCUUCGACUUCAGAGCAGAAACUCUAAAGGAAUUACCAUUUCAGAAAGGAGACAUCGUCUACAUUAUUCGACAGGUGGAUCAAAACUGGUAUGAAGGGGAACACCAUGGAAGAGUCGGUAUUUUCCCUCAGAGUUAUGUUGAGCUCCUUCCCCCCACAGAGAAAGCCCAGCCAAAGAAAAGUGUCCCAGUGCAGGUACUGGAGUAUGGAGAAGCUCUCGCUCGCUUCAACUUCACUGGGGACACAGUGGUGGAAAUGUCCUUUAAAAAGGGAGAGAGGAUCACAUUGAUUCGGAGAGUCGAUGAAAACUGGUAUGAAGGCAAAAUCUCAGGCACCAACCGCCAGGGCAUCUUCCCCGUCACCUACGUAGAAGUGCAGAGACGACCCCGUGUCAAAAAUGGGGUGGAGUUUCCUGAUCCUCCUGUCAGCCAGUCCCCACAGCGCAGCACCAAUGCUUCUCCUCAGCUGUAUCGUAAUCGUCUGACCACCUCCCCCCUGCCCCUCCCUCGCUCCCCACGCCGCUCUGUGUCCCCUGAGGUCCACGCUAUCUCCUCUGAGUGGAUCUCCCUGACUGUGGGAGGCGGGAGCCCUCCUGCCGCCCCCACCCCUCCCCUGCCACCGCUGCCCACCGUGUCCUACCGCUGCGGCGAGUACCUGCCCCCGCCCUUCUCUGCCAGCCCUGUGCCUGCCAUCACUGGCAGCCCAUACUGUGUCUCCCCCAUGGCUUCCCCAGCGGCCUCCCCUCUUCCCCCGCCAUACCCGCCCAGACCCAACUCGACCACUCCCUUCGUCACUUUCACCCCACCUCAGGGGGAGGAUUUCCUACUCUCCCCUCCCUCCCCACGUCUUUCACGCAGCGUGAGCCCCUGUGGAGGGCCGGUGCUGGAGGGCUGGCUGAGGGGGGAGAAGGAGUUGACAGAGGGGGAAGGCGCAGAGGGGGACAGGGGCCACGCAGCCCCAGGCAGCAGGCGAAAUAGCCCUGCAGAGUUUAUGAGGAAUGACGACCAUCAUGGACGGAGCUCAAGAAGCCCUGUGAUGCUGUUUGACAUCCAAGAGAACAACAAUGUUAACUCAUUUGCGGAGGCAGUGUGUAAUGAGAUCUUGAAUAUAGCUGAGACCUCGGUGAGGUACUGCAGCACCUUGUCCCACCACCCUCAUGACUCUGUCCAUAGACUGCACCCCCACCCCAGUAAACAAUCUUUCAUCAUUUCCCAGCAACCCCAGUCCCACAGCAGCAGCCCGGAGCCAAGCCGUCUAAACUGUGGAAUUUUCCAGGCUCUGUACAGUUAUGUGCCACAGAACGAGGACGAGCUGGAGCUGAAGGAGGGAGAUCUCGUCAGCGUCAUGGAGAAGUGCGAUGACGGCUGGUUUGUCGGUACCUCAAAGAGGACAAAACAGUUUGGGACUUUCCCUGGGAAUUACGUGAAGGAGGUGAAACUGUAAACAUAUCUAAUCUGGCUGUAACACAUGGUUGCCUGUCAAGCUUGGGAAGUCAUUUCUAUCGCGCAUGGCUGUUGGUUAGCAUAGUCAUUUAGCCAGGCAAAACCAUCUUGUCUGGGAAAGUGAUCGGUCGGCCUGAGGUAUGUCAGACUGCAGGAGGCGGAGACAGAGACAGCUCACUGCCCAACCUCAGCACGGUGUACACCUUGACCACAUUUAACACUCUUGUUGACAGAAUUCGUCCGUCUCUACGUGUGGAAUUUCUCUUGGACAACCUCCCACAAACUAGCUUUUAUUGUACAGAUAAUAGCUUCCAUUAUGUCCAUGUAAUAUACAGUUAAUAAGUGUUUACGUAGCACCUCAGUCUGGAGGCCGGCAGCAGAGCAGUGUAUGGAUCAAAGAGUGGUAAAUGGACUUUGAGGAAUUCAGAAUGUAUUUUAAUGGGAUGUGGGGUUUGAGCUGUUUGUCAUGAGCUACCUUUCAGGUGCAGAUGUGUUUAUCAUCAUUAGCUAAGUAUGAUGCAAAAUAGGCAUCUCAUGAUUCAAAAAUUAAGUCUUUUAGACGUCUGAAAAAAAAAAAAAAAACCUCCAGGGACGAAUUCACAAUUAAUGGAUUGUGCCCACAGAUUGAUCUGCCUCCGCCAUUCAAAGGUCUAAUUCACAAAAGAAAUGAUAUUACAAGAUACCCAUAAUGUUUUGCAUCUGACUGCAGUUAUCCAUGUGGAAAAGUAUAACACACAUUUCAAAAUGACAGCUGGCAGGAACAGAUGGAAGAGCAGCAAAGAUAAGACAGGCUGAUGGAGACUGUGGCAAAAGAAAAAAUGCCCCUCAUCAGCUGAUACAAGAGGCAGGAGAAGAGGAAGAGAGAGAACGAGAGGAAUGGGAAUGAAUAGAUUAAACUUACACAAAGCAUGAAUUCAGUCAGGAGAGACUUCCUAACAAUUAACAAUCUCUUCACCAACUCUCUGAAGAGGCCAAUAAUUUUUUUUUGCCAGUGAGUCUCAUUUGCAUAGAAUGAUGCCCCAGAUGUAUACAUAUUACCAAAUGUAUAUACAUACAGAUAGCACCAGAGCACUGUGAAGCAGCGCAGUCAGAGGUCCAUUUCAUCCUUUGCAGGUGCUUUGAGAAAUUACACAGUGUGAUUUUAUCUAAUUUUGCAGGUUUGGCAGCUGCAUAAGGUGUGCAAUCCUGUUGUGAAUUCGCCCCACAGUGUUUAAUCAACAUGCCGGAUAUUUAAUGUGGUGGACAUUUUUCCUCAGUUUAGAUUUAAGAAAAGGACCUCCAGAGCUUGAAGACUUAAAGCCUUUAUGUGUGAAGCCCUUUCAGUCCUGUUUUACUUUCUGUCACAUGUUCCGAAUCAUCAUCAAGUCAGUAUUGGCUACUUUCACAGAACCUCAGUGUAAUCCAAAAGCUUUAGAUACCGGUACAGUAUUGCCUUUAUUUUCCAUCCAAAGGCUGUUAUACCUCAGUUUUACACAGUCAUGUGCAUGACGAGAAACACUAAAAUGUUGAAGUGUGCUUUAAGCUUCUCCUUUUCACAGUUACCACAGCAAACACAAAUACAGGACACAUGGACUGUGUUGCAUGUUUGAUAAAAGAAACUGUGCUAAUGCACAUCCUAUAUUUUCAGAAAUUAUUUCUCCUUUUAUCCCUCUUCUGUCAAAAUGAAACUGUGUUUGUUGAUGCCUGUAAGGUAGCUGGUGUCAGAUGCCUGGCUGCAGCUCAACCACAGCACAGGCGUGGUAGCAUUUAACUUCCUGUUUGGACAUUUAGGGAGAUCCCAUCUAAUGAGUUGACAGUAUAUUAAUCAGUCAUGACAUGAAAGCUAUUUAAUGUGUUAAGUGAAGCCAACAAGGUGUCUUAGAGUAUAGAGAUUUUAACCAUGCCCUUACUGACAAGAUUGUACGUUUUAGUCAUGUAAAUGUGUACAGAAAACUUUAAGAGGCCUUCUGAUAUGGCUACAUAUUUUCAUAUGUGAUGACUACAACAUGGGUAGUACAGUUAGUUGAAUGUUUCAAUAAUAAGGUCAGAAUUAGUACAGCAUGCACCGUAAAAGUCAGAUCACAGCAUGAAACAUUAUCACUAUAUGUCGGCUUCAGCUUAAAGAGAACAGAAGUGAUGAUGACAGGGUUAACAGGCUGCUCUUUGAGCUUCAAUAGCUCAACGACGGAGGCUGGCUUUAAAUGCUGCUAUCAAAGCAUCGGAGCCAUCUUCCUGCGAGAACAGAGCUCCCACAUGUCCAGCACCAUCAGAUCGUGUAACAGACACCACAUGUCAGAGUGGAUCCCUCCACACUCACAGAAUGAAAGAUGAUCGCUAUUGUUUUUCUUUGCUUGUGUUUUCAUCAAAUUCCGCGUUGUCAUCAACCGCUGCACUGUGCUCAUCAGUCCUCGGCAGAGCUGUCAAAUAGGACUUGCAAAUAUCACUUACUGCUUGUUGCAACCUGCUCGGAGCAGCAGAUGGAUGCAGUUUGUAGGGCUGAAGCAACAUUGUGAAGUCUGUUCAGUUUCUACUAGGGGGCUCAACGUAGCAAGCUAUCUGAUGCUCCAAGUAGCUGAAGUCAGAUCUUUUUCUAAUCAGACUGCCAGACUAUCAGCGGGUCAGCCUCUGUGUAUAACUCUUCAUGAUCGCCUAUAAAAUCAGAAACAUAAUGUGAAAUAUUCAAAGAUAAAAACAGUUACUAGAUCUAAAAGUGUAUGUGUACUAUAUCUUUGUUUUCUGCGUAUGAAUGUGUUAGAUACAGUUGUGCAGUGGUGGUGAACAUUGACCUUAUUGGCUGUGUGAGGUGAUAUAUGUGGUUUGAUAACUGAUGAAGUACAUUCAUUUAAGAAAACUCUGUAGCAAUCAGUGUUUCAUCCUCUCUGACGUUUGCUGUUGAGACGAAAUCAGAUGUUUCUUCCUGUGCAGAACUGACAACUUCGCCAGCAUCAGUAAAGAAAUGUUUUGUCAGUAUAAUACACUGCGUUAUGUGUUAGCCUGUACAGCACUGAUACAAUAUUCAGGUAUCUUGUAACGCCAGAAAAGCAUGUUUUCCCUCCACUGCUGGCUAAACAUUUCUGUUCCUGUGCGACUCCAGAUCCGCAUGAAUGUGCUGAUUGGUCGGCUUUUUCUUCCCUGCCAGAACAAAGAGAGAGAGAGAGGUUCGCGUCAUCUCCAUCACACUGUGUGAUGGACAAAUAAUCAAUCACUCGUUUAGUCACAACACAACUCACUUAAGAUUGUUCCUGUGAUACUGUGCUCCGUAAACAUCACAGAAUGUAUGAAUGUAUGAAUAUAUGAAUGUGGCCAAUGCACACAUAAUAUGUACAAAAAAAUGAAUCUUCAUCUAUUGAGCAGCAUGGCACAAGAAGGAUUGUAAAUAUGUAAAAUAAAGAAAUAGACUGCGAGCAAUGGGAGCAUCAGAUGGAGCUCUCGUUCACUCGCAGCCAUUUAUUUACCUGAAGGAUUUUUUUUUUUUUUUUUUUUUUUUGGCAAAGCACAGAGUGGAGCGUUAACUGAGCACAGGAAGUUUGACGCAUAUGAACAUUACGCUGCCAUUUGUGAGGAUCAUAAUGCCUUAUGUUAGAUGCAAAAUCGUGCCUCAUUUUGAUUUAAUGUCUUUUUUUUUUUUUUUUUUUUUUUUUUGGAGUAUCACUGAAAUGUAUCCAUGACAUAUUUAAUGUAACCAAGGUUUUCCCGUUAGUCCUAGUUUCUGUGAUGGGAGAACAUUUACUAAGAACAGUCAGUUACUGUGCAAGUACCUAAAAGUGUGACACAAUGCUUUAACUUAAUGAUUAAUAAUCAUGAGAAUGGACUAGUUUGAUGAGACGCAUAACCUGCAACAGGUUUGGUUUGUUUGCUUCAAUUUGCAGUGCUGUUACAUUGACAAUAUUAAAAAUAAAGAUACUAUACACUGCUGUGACUUCGGUAUUAUGCAAUAUUUAAUAAACCAUUUAAACCGC
This is a messenger RNA of Acanthopagrus latus (yellowfin seabream), 8917 nucleotides long. RefSeq names its product sorbin and SH3 domain-containing protein 1. NCBI's taxonomy places the organism in Eukaryota, Metazoa, Chordata, Actinopteri, Spariformes, Sparidae. The transcript is spliced from 29 exons. The record is from RefSeq and is a predicted model, not a curated record. Gene Ontology annotation, molecular function: protein binding. Gene Ontology annotation, cellular component: nucleus; cell-substrate junction; cytoplasm. Gene Ontology annotation, biological process: cell-substrate adhesion. Bases 559 to 4980 code for a protein of 1473 amino acids.